This is a messenger RNA of Teleopsis dalmanni, 1808 nucleotides long. Its product is annotated as soma ferritin-like. The record is from RefSeq and is a predicted model, not a curated record. The transcript has 3 exons. Gene Ontology annotation, biological process: intracellular iron ion homeostasis; iron ion transport. Lineage: Eukaryota; Metazoa; Arthropoda; Insecta; Diptera; Diopsidae. Gene Ontology annotation, molecular function: ferric iron binding; ferrous iron binding. Gene Ontology annotation, cellular component: cytoplasm. Bases 1099 to 1728 code for a protein of 209 amino acids.
CCGACUACUGCUUCAAACACCUUUUUCGCCGAAGCGUCUUAGCAGACAAUAUAAUAAAAAAAAACACGAAAGGGUUCAUUCCUUUGCUGCUCUGAAUGAAUUAUAUCUAAAUUUAAGAUAAAAUUAAAAGAAAAUGUUUAAAAAUAUUUAAGAAGAAUUAAAAUAUUAAAUCUUCUUCAUCACGUUUUCAACUGUAUGAACUACAGAUGCAAACGUGAUAAGUAACAGUACCCCAAUACUUUUGUCUAAAAUGCUGUCAAUAUUGAGCGGUUAGAUAAUAUUUUGUGAUCCCUAGCUCCUCGAUACUACACCAGUUGCCGCAACCUUCCAGUCAACAUACUACACACUGAUCACCUGCCCUCUGAUCUACUACUCUCUAUGAGUAACAACCCUCCCCACAUUCUGGUACUCCAUUUGGACGUCAUUGCCCACUCCUCAUAAACCCGUAGACAAUUUUUCUUUAUGGCUUAGAUAUAUUUACUUCAUAAAUGGUAAGCCUUUUGAUCAUUUACUUUAUUUUUUCUCUGUAUUCUGGAACGAGACUCUCAACCUCGGAUCUCUAUACAUUCCUGAGAGGUGGUUUUAGUGUGUUCAAAUCGCACACGGUGACUUUUGAUGCUUUCGACCUACUGUAAACACAAAAACAAAAAUAGUAAACGACAUCAAAUAAGUUGUACAACCAAAUCUGAAGUGUAAUACCCGCUUUAUAGAGUCCUGAGAAUAAGUUGAAAAAAAAAACAGUUCAUUAUCAAACUGAUAAGUGGUUGAGUUUUUAUGUAGAAGCUUACAUUGGCAAGAUAACACAGACGCAAUUGCACACAGUUUAAAAGUGUUCUCGCGAAAUUGAAAACAGUCAGUCUUAAUUUAAAAGGCAAUAAGGAGAGUUGUGACAAACAGUGAUAAAAUUAUAAUAGUAAAGGCUUCGACAGUUUGAAAAAAGUUAACAUAUCGAUAAAUGUUACUAUUACAAGCUAUAAUAUUGAAUUUAUUUAUUUGAAAUUUACAGAACUGUAAACACUACCUGUUUUCAAACAUCAAAUAUAUUUGUAAAUUGCAACGACUUGAAUUAAUAUUAAUAAUUAAAUACAGUUGGUCAAAAUGAUGAAAAUACUUGUUGGAUUACUCCUUCUUUCGAUUUCGUCCUAUGCAGAAAACCUAUGCUCAGUUCAUAAAUUUGACGAAUUUUCGACAUUUGCGAAGGGGAUUGACCGAGAUGAACAUUCAUUAUGUUAUGAAAACACUAUACGACAAUUUGGCAUGGAAAUAGAUGCUUCAUAUAUAUACUUAUCUCUUGGAGCAUAUUGUGCGCAAGAUGUGGUUAAUCGUCCUGGUUUUGCUGAUUUCUUUUUUAAGGCUGCUAAGACAGAACGAGAACAUGCUAAGAAAUUAUUUAAAUAUCUAUUUAUAAGUAACCAUUUGAAUAAAAUUUCACCUCUUAUGGGCAAGCUAUAUAAAACUGAUCGGAUCGGAAAUGGAUUUGAUGUCUUUACAAUAGCUCUGGAGUUAGAAGAAAAAAUGACUCAAUCUAUUCGCGAAUUAAUUAAAUCUUGUGAAACAGAUAAUAAAAAGAGUAACAUUGUUGGCUGGUUGACCAACGUUUAUCUUGAAGAGCACUUACAUAGCAUACGAGAUAUAGCUGGAAAAUUGAGCCAACUUGAAAAGAUGGGUUCUGAAUCAUUAAGUGAAUUCUUGUUUGACAAAGAAUUAAACCUUAAGAACAUUAAAUAAAUACGAAUUCUGUUGAAGGCACAUAUAUACAUAUAAAUAUACGAGUAUACACUCUAUAAAUAAGAAACAAUGUCUUUUAG